Truncatella angustata is the source of this 385-nucleotide messenger RNA. RefSeq lists its product as uncharacterized. The transcript has a single exon. The record is from RefSeq and is a predicted model, not a curated record. NCBI's taxonomy places the organism in Eukaryota, Fungi, Ascomycota, Sordariomycetes, Amphisphaeriales, Sporocadaceae. The coding region runs from base 42 to 356 and encodes 104 amino acids.
CCGCUAAGUUCUGUACAGCAAAUUAGUUCAACCGAACGAAAAUGAGGGACGGCUGUGCGUGGAUUGGACGUGGAGAAGUUUGGUUACAUAAUAACUACGGCAGAGCCAGGGGGUCCUUCAGCAGCUCUCUGCCUCUGCGGCAGAAUAUGGAUCUACACAGCAAAAGCGCCCCCCGGUACAGUCCCCACCAUCCGACCCCAGCCCGGCCAGCUUCAAUCUAUCGAAACGGUGAAAGUAAAUACGAAAGUGGGAAGUGUUUUAUGGCAUUCCCAGGGGCAAGUUUGGAGUUGAGAGGGAAGGCCGCUCAAGGCCCAUUGAGAGGACGCGACAGCUGUCGCGUUUUCAGCUUCAGCUAGUCUGGCUGUUCCCAUAGCUCACUUUGUGU